GAAAGGGAGGUGGAAAAUUUUAAUUCUCUGAAGCUUUUGAAAGCUACGAUCUUUUAAUUUGACCAGAAGAACAUGAACAUUUCACAACUGGGUCCAUUUUAUUCUCCUAUAUGAUCUUACACUGUCGAUCAAAACAGGAAUCAAAUCAUCAUGGCCGACCAAAACAAGCAACGGCUCUCUGUUUCAUUUGCAAGUUCAUGUGUGUUCGUGUUCUUGCUUCUUCUUUCUUCCUUCGAAUCCAUGGAAGGUUCAGCCAUGGAAGCUCAAGCUCUUCUCCGAUGGAAGCGAAGCCUCCCACCACAAAAGGUUUUAGAUUCAUGGGUCGAAGCUUUAAACUCAAGCUCCUCUGUUUCAGCUCCAUGUCAAUGGCGGGGUAUCACAUGCAACGAACAGAGCAGCGUCAUUGAUAUCAAAUUAGACAACACUGGCUUAAUGGGUACUCUCGAUCACUUGAACUUCUCUUCUUUUCCUAAUCUCCUCCGUCUCGAUCUCAAAAUCAACAAUCUCUCUGGUGUAAUUCCUUCCUCCAUUGGAGCUCUUUCAAAGCUCCAAUUUCUUGAUCUUUCCACCAAUUAUCUCAACAGUACUCUGCCUCUUUCACUUGCAAAUCUCACCAACGUUUUUGAGCUUGAUGUUUCUCGUAAUUUCAUUACUGGGUCUUUGGAUUCUCGUCUUUUCCCAGAUGGGUCUGGUAAUUCAAGAACUGGGUUGAAGAGUUUGAGGAAUUUCUUGCUUCAAGAUACUCUGCUUCGAGGCAGAGUACCAGAGGAGAUUGGUAAUAUCAAGACUUUGAACUUGAUUGCUUUCGACAGAAGUCAAUUUUCUGGUCCAAUUCCUCAAUCUUUGGGGAAUCUAAGUAAUCUAAACGUUCUUCGUCUCAAUGAAAAUCAUUUUUCAGGACAAAUUCCAAAAAGUAUAGCAAAUUUGAAGAACUUAACUGAUUUACGUUUGUUCACCAACAAUUUAUCUGGUAAAUUGCCACAAAAUUUGGGAAAUUCAUCAUCUUUGAGUGUUCUUCAUCUUGCUGAAAACAAUUUCAUUGGUAAUUUGCCUCCACAAGUGUGUAAAGGAGGAAAACUUGUUAAUUUCUCAGCUGCUUACAAUAGUUUUUCAGGCCCUGUUCCUUCGAGCCUGCAAAACUGUUCUAGUUUAUUCCGGGUUUUGAUCCAAAACAAUAGCUUAACAGGAUUGUUAGAUCAAGCUUUUGGAGUGUAUCCAAGCCUUAAUUACAUUGAUUUGAGCUACAAUCAAUUGAAAGGAACCCUCUCUCCCAAUUGGGGAGAUUGCAAAAAGUUAACCCUUUUAAGGAUCACUGGGAAUCAAGUAAAUGGUGAAAUCCCAGAAGAGAUUCUUGGGUUGAAGAACUUAGCAGAACUUGAACUCUCAUACAACAAUCUCUCUGGAUCGAUACCGAAACGUAUCGGAAACUUGUCGAAACUACUGAUACUCGGACUACGUCGUAAUCGGCUAUCUGGGUCGAUUCCUAUAGGGAUAGGAAGCAUUGGCAAUCUAGCAAGUCUUGAUCUUUCCAUGAAUGUGUUGAGUGGAUCCAUUCCUUAUGAACUUGGUGAGUGUUCUAGGCUGCAAUAUUUAAGCUUGAGCAGGAAUCAGCUAAAUGGGUCAAUCCCAUUUAGCAUUGGAAAGCUUGCAGCCUUGCAGAUAUUGCUUGAUUUGAGUUACAAUUCAUUGAGUGAAGAACUUCCUUACACUUUGGGGAAUCUAAAAAGCUUAGAGAAUUUGAGUUUAUCUCAUAACAAUCUCUCUGGUUCUGUCCCAAAUUCAUUAGCCACCAUGGUGAGUUUGAUAUCCAUUGAUCUUUCAUUCAACAACUUAGAGGGCCCUCUUCCUGAUGGAGGCAUCUUUAGCAGAGCUGAAGCAGCUGCAUUCAGUAACAACAAAGGUUUAUGUUCAAACGAUAUCGUGGGGUUGCCGAGCUGCAACGACCACGAGAACGACGACGGAGACACUACAAAGAAGAAGCUCGUAGCGAUUCUUGUUCCUACUAUAGUCGGAGCUGCAUUGGUUUCUUUAGUACUCUUUGGAAUUGUUAGUUAUAUCCUUCGAAAGAGAACCAAGCGUGUCUCGGAUAGUAAUACGACGGUUCGAGACAUAUGGUACUUCUUCAAUGGUAAAGUUACGUAUUCGGAGAUAAUUGAAGCUAGUAAGGAUUUUGAUGAUGAGUACUGCAUAGGGGAGGGAGGUUCGGGCAAGGUUUACAAAGUCGAAACGUCCGACCGUGCCGUAUAUGCAGUGAAGAAGCUACAUGAUUCGUGGGACGACGACGACGACAUGACGAUGCAGAAUUCGAAGAAGUUUCGAAAUGAAGCAAGAGGUUUAACAGAAAUAAAGCAUGGGAACAUAGUGAGGCUCUUGGGAUUUUGUUGUACAAAAGUUCAUACAUUCUUGGUUUAUGAGUAUAUCAACAGAGGCAGCUUAGCUCAUAUAUUGAGUGAUGCAAAAGAAGCAAUGGAGCUAGAUUGGUCCAAGAGAAUCCGGGCGGUGAAAGGCACGGCUCGAGCGCUAUCUUAUCUGCAUCACUAUUGCAUCCCUCCGAUCAUACAUCGAAACAUAACGAGCAAGAACAUCUUACUCGACUCGAGAUAUGAAGCUCGUGUUUCGGAUUUCGGGACUGCAAGAUUUAUGAACACCGAUGCGUCGAAUUGCAUAGCAGUUGCAGGCACAACUGGCUACAUUGCUCCAGAGCUUGCAUACACAACGGUGGUGACGGAAAAAUGUGACGUCUAUAGCUUUGGUGUUUUGGCGCUCGAAGUUUUAGCAGGAACGCAUCCUGGAGAUAUCAUUUUUGCUUUGCAAUCUUCGUCUGAUAACAAUAUUGAUCUUAAAGAUGUUCUAGAUUUUCGUUUGCCGUUUCCUCAAACGCAAAAGAUCGUCGACGACUUAUGUUUGAUAAUGAAUGUAGUGAUCUCGUGCGUGCAAACGGACCCGUCGUCACGACCAACAAUGUCGAAUGUGAACUGGUUGCUGGAAGUGCAGGGUGCAGUUGGUUAAUGUCAUAGACUCCAUGAGGACUGUGUUUUUGU
Messenger RNA from Cucurbita moschata (crookneck pumpkin), 3041 nucleotides. RefSeq names its product MDIS1-interacting receptor like kinase 2-like. NCBI's taxonomy places the organism in Eukaryota, Viridiplantae, Streptophyta, Magnoliopsida, Cucurbitales, Cucurbitaceae. Gene Ontology annotation, molecular function: protein kinase activity; ATP binding; receptor serine/threonine kinase binding. The transcript is spliced from 2 exons. The coding region runs from base 151 to 3009 and encodes 952 amino acids. The record is from RefSeq and is a predicted model, not a curated record. Gene Ontology annotation, biological process: protein phosphorylation.